Leptomonas pyrrhocoris is the source of this 403-nucleotide messenger RNA. RefSeq lists its product as hypothetical. The coding region runs from base 134 to 403 and encodes 89 amino acids. The record is from RefSeq and is a predicted model, not a curated record. Lineage: Eukaryota; Euglenozoa; Kinetoplastea; Trypanosomatida; Trypanosomatidae. The transcript has a single exon.
GUAAUUCAGAAUUCUACCGAAGCGUUGUUGCUGGCAAAGCAUCCAAACAUCAGUGCAGCACACGAGAAGAAAACACCGAUUCCUUUCCCUCCUCCGCAGACGCCUUUCUCGUUUCUCUGACCGCAAUAGCAACAUGCGUCUCACAGCAGGCAAGAUUUACGUUUGGGGAGGCCUCACGUUUCUUCUUCUUAUCGCGUGGAACCGGCACUCCACCAAGCAGCUGCGCACCGUUGUCGACAGCAUCAAGGAGGAGAAGAAGCGGGAGGCGGAGCGGCUGCGGAUGUACCAACAGGGCGGACAGGGAGGCGGUGCCCCGGUGAUGGUGGGCGAUGCGCAUAUGCCGAAGCACUUUAACCCCUAUUACAAACAGCAAGAGAUGGAGAACGCCUCGGCGGAUAAGUAG